Molecule: messenger RNA, 2933 nt
Organism: Mercenaria mercenaria
Lineage: Eukaryota; Metazoa; Mollusca; Bivalvia; Venerida; Veneridae
Product: elongation factor 2-like
Exons: 15
Coding region: 153-2702 (849 amino acids)
Biological process (GO): translational elongation
Cellular component (GO): ribonucleoprotein complex; cytosol
Molecular function (GO): ribosome binding; GTP binding; translation elongation factor activity
Source: RefSeq, a predicted model, not a curated record
AAAUAUUUUAUUGACGUUGCAGUAUACAAAAUUUGUUAACCAAUCGAAGUAUUUCACAAGUGAAUCACGUGAUAUCUGUCCUUUUCCGUCGGGUCCUAGAAGCAGGACAACUUAUAUUACCAGUUGUCCGGGAAAAUCAGAGUAAAUCCAAGAUGGUGAACUUUACAGUAGACGAGAUUCGCGCCAUUAUGGACAAAAAGUACAACAUUAGGAACAUGUCCGUGAUUGCUCAUGUAGAUCAUGGAAAAUCAACACUGACGGACUCUCUGGUCAGUAAAGCUGGUAUCAUUGCUGGUGCUAAAGCAGGAGAAACCAGGUUUACUGAUACCAGAAAAGAUGAACAAGACAGAUGCAUUACCAUCAAGUCAACGGCCAUCUCCCUGUACUAUGAACUGGCAAAAGAAGACCUCCAGUUUAUUCAACAGCCCCAAGGUGAGGAACGCGAGAACCAUUUCUUGAUCAAUUUGAUUGAUUCUCCUGGGCAUGUUGACUUCUCAUCUGAGGUGACUGCUGCUCUUCGUGUGACAGAUGGAGCGCUUGUGGUUGUCGACUGUGUGUCUGGGGUAUCUGUACAGACAGAAACUGUUUUGAGACAGGCUAUUGCUGAGCGAAUUAAGCCGGUGCUCUUCAUGAAUAAGAUGGACCUUGCCCUGCUGACAUUGCAGUGUGAUGAAGAGGCGUUGUACCAGAUCUUCCAGCGAGCCAUAGAGAAUACUAAUGUCAUCAUUGCCACGUAUGAGGGUUCAGACAGCCCUAUGGGCAACAUUUCUGUGGAUCCGCAAAAUGGUACAGUAGGUUUUGGAUCUGGACUUCAUGGCUGGGCUUUUACCCUGAAGGACUUUGCAAAGAUGUACUGUGCUAAGUUCAAGAUUGAAGAGUCAAAAAUGAUGAAGAGACUUUGGGGAGAUAACUUCUAUAAUGAGAAGGAAAAGAAAUGGACAAAGUCUUGCUCAGAUGAUAUGACACCACUGAAGUGCCGUGGUUUCAACAAAUAUAUCUUGGUACCAAUCUUUCAGGUGUUUAAGAUUUGCAAGGAUUCUGAAGAUGACAAUUCUAAGGCAGUUGCAUUUGCAGCAAAACUUGGUGUGAAAUUGACAACAGAAGAGAAGGAUCUACGUGGCAAAAACUUGCUCAAGGUUAUGAUGAGGAAAUGGCUGCCAGCUGGUGAUGCUCUACUUCAGAUGAUAGUAAUUCAUCUGCCUUCUCCAGUAACGGCCCAAAAAUACAGAACUGAGCUCUUGUAUGAAGGUCCUCUAGAUGACCCUUGUGCUACAGGUGUAAAAUCUUGUGACCCCAAGGGAGAGCUGAUGAUGUACAUCUCAAAGAUGGUACCCACAUCAGACAAGGGACGAUUUUAUGCUUUUGGACGUGUUUUCUCUGGUACCGUUUCUACUGGACAGAAGGUGCGUAUCAUGGGCCCCAACUACAAGCCAGGCAAGAAGGAAGACUUGUAUGAGAAGAGUAUUCAAAGAACCAUUUUGAUGAUGGGUCGCUACAUUGAACCAAUUCCGGACGUACCCUGUGGCAACAUAUGUGGUUUGGUAGGAGUGGAUCAGUUUUUGGUCAAGGGUGGUACCAUAUCCACAUACAAAGAUGCCCACAACAUGAAGGUGAUGAAAUUCUCUGUGAGUCCAGUUGUGAGAGUUGCAGUUGAAUGCAAAAACCCAUCUGAAUUGCCAAAGCUUGUAGAAGGUCUUAAGCGUCUCUCAAAAUCAGAUCCCAUGGUACAGUGUACAAUUGAGGAGUCAGGAGAGCACAUCAUCGCUGGUGCAGGAGAAUUACAUUUGGAGAUUUGUCUUAAAGAUCUUGAGGAGGACCAUGCGUGCAUUCCGCUGAAGAAAUCUGACCCCGUCGUAUCAUACCGUGAAACUGUUACAGAGGAAUCCUCAAUAACGUGCCUGUCGAAGUCACCAAACAAACAUAACCGUCUUUUUAUGAAGGCUAGACCUUUAGAUGAAGAAUUGCAAGCCCAAAUUGAUAAUGGUGAGAUCACACCAAGGCAGGAGAUGAAGGAAAGGGCUCGAAUCUUGGCAGACAAGUAUGACUUUGAUGUCUCUGAAGCAAGAAAGAUCUGGUGUUUUGGUCCAGAAGGAACUGGCCCAAACUUGUUGAUUGAUGUUACAAAAGGAGUACAGUACCUCAAUGAAAUCAAAGACAGUGUAGUGGCUGGCUUCCAGUGGGCUACAAAGGAGGGUGUUCUUUGUGAUGAAAAUGUUCGUGGUGUGAGAUUUGAUAUACAUGACGUAACUCUCCACGCUGAUGCUAUUCACAGAGGUGGUGGCCAGAUCAUCCCAACGACAAGAAGAGUCUUGUAUGCCUGUAUGUUGACAGCUGUACCAGGUCUUAUGGAACCCGUCUACCUUGUAGAAAUAAGAGUACCAACAGCAGCCCAAGGAGGAUGUUUCUCUGUACUUAAUAGGAAACGUGGUGAAAUGCAGGAGAACUAUGAAAUUAUUGUAGGGCAGUCAAUUCUGAAGGCUCACAUGCCUGUAAAUGAAUCGUUCGGAUUCACAUCAGAAUUGAGAGCUGCAACAGGAGGUCAGGCUUUUCCACAGUGUGUAUUUGACCACUGGAAAGUGAUGCCCGGUGGUAGUGCUCUGGAUCCAACUACCAAAACAGGGGAAAUCGUCACUGCAAUCAGAAAACGCAAGGGACUUAAAGAACAAGUGCAAGGAUUAGAUAACUUCUUGGAUAAAUUGUAACCUGUAUAUGGACAAGAUAGUGCUGUUAUUUAUUUUUUUUUUGCCCAAACUUUGAUUUACCUGCAAUCCUGUUAAUACAUGGUAAAAGACAUGCAGAAGAAAAAAAUAUAGAAGGGAACUAUUACAUCCUGUCUACUGUCAAAAAAUAGAAACAUCAAUUGCUGUUAAAUGUGCUUUGUGAAAAAUAGUGCUGCAGCCAACAAUGGCAUGAAACAAAGAAAAAAAUCUGAA